Cetraspora pellucida is the source of this 1089-nucleotide messenger RNA. The record is from the annotation of a GenBank genome assembly. NCBI's taxonomy places the organism in Eukaryota, Fungi, Glomeromycota, Glomeromycetes, Diversisporales, Gigasporaceae.
AUGAUUUUCGAACUAAAAAAUCUAUCUUUAAGGUCACUUGAGCCAGCUCUUAUUUUUCACCAUAGGAUUGAGUCAAACCUGUGGACUGGUGAAGAAGAAAAGGAAGUUAAGAUAUUUUAUGACGCAAUUAAAGACGCAUUGAAAGAUGUUUCACUUGAAGAACAAAGAAAACAAAAACUAUUAUUUCUUCAAAAGACACCACCUGAAAUCAAGCGAAUUCUUCGUGGGAAAUGUUCUGAUGAAGAACAUGAUGCCUAUCAAGACAUUUAUAAUACCUUGGAGGAAUUAGUUCUAAAACUAAAUGAUGAUAAUGAUUAUGAUUCGUUACAUAUGGAAGUCAUAGAUAUCACCUCCAAGUGGGCAAGUAAAUUCAAAGAUACCACGGUUAAUUUUGCCAAAGGUGUGUUUUCAAAGAAAUUGGAAUUGGAAGAAGAUUUGGUGAAAGAGUGCAAGAAAGUCAUUCAAGAAACUCAAAGCAACACCAAUCUUAAAUGGAUUAUUUCUGAAAGUUCCAUAGUCUCAUUAGGUCACUGGUGGAAAUUGAGUAUAGAUUGGAAUAAAAAUCAGUCCGAGAGAAACUUUCUAACUCAAGUUAUAGAACCGCUUCUUUCUGUAGCAUUGUAUGAUCUUCCAGUGGAUGUUACAUACGAGUUAAAAGGAGAACUGCAAAGUCGCGCCAAUCAAGAUUAUAAAUCAAGGAAUACAAAAACUUCAGCAAUUGGAGAUCGUCCUGACAUCAUGUUUACGGUUAAAAUUAGUGAAAAAGCCCUGGAGUUACUUUAUAUUGAAAGUGGGCGAUGCAUAACUACUGAAAAGAAGGUUUCAUCAGAUCACACUAAAUUGAUUCGCUUAUGUAAAAGCGGUUAUAAUUUUGUAACCACCCAAAAACGAUUGAAGGACAACAAAGAAAUUUGUUCUUUUCUUACGAUUUUGGGGAUUAAUAUAACUGGCAAGCACAUGAAAAUAUACGGACUUCAAAGAAAGAAUAAUAUUUAUUUUUACUUCCCAAUCGUUGAAGCGGACAUACCUGUGAGACAAACUGCUUGGGAAAAUGUACAUGAAUUAGUAUAUGCAUUAUUAUUAGUGCGG